UCUUUCUCUUUGGCGCCGGGAAGACCACAGGUAGCCCCGUGGCAGGUGCGAGCCCUGCUUCCCUUUCCUGCGCUGCUGUGUGUCCGGCCAGGUCGCUUCCUAUGACAUUUGGGAUUAAAGUUUGGCUUUCUGAGAGCGGCUGCCACCAUGCCUUUCCACCCAGUCACCGCGGCGUUAAUGUACCGGGGCAUUUAUACCAUCCCCAAUAUCCUUGCAACGGAGCAGCAUCCUGUUGACAUACCUGAAGAUGAACUGGAAGAGAUCCGUGAGGCAUUCAAAGUUUUUGACCGGGACGGCAAUGGUUUCAUCUCCAAGCAGGAACUGGGCACAGCAAUGAGGUCCCUUGGCUACAUGCCCAAUGAGGUGGAACUGGAAGUCAUCAUCCAGAGACUAGACAUGGAUGGCGAUGGACAGGUGGACUUUGAGGAGUUUGUGACGUUGCUUGGCCCCAAACUUUCCACAACCGGCAUCCCAGAAAAAUUCCACGGCACUGACUUUGACACUGUGUUUUGGAAGAUAUAUGUACUGAAGAUGCGUAUUUUCCCGUUUUUCAUGGUGACUGGAACUGCUGGUUCACACCAGGAGUGCGACAUGCAGAAGCUGACGGUUGACGAGCUGAAGCGGCUGCUGUACGACACUUUCUGCGAGCACCUCUCCAUGAAGGACAUCGAGAACAUCAUCAUGACGGAGGAGGAAAGCCACAUGGGGAAUGCAGAGGAGUGUCCGGUUGAUGUGGAGACCUGCUCAAACCAACAGAUCAGACAGACGUGCGUCCGCAAAAGCCUAAUCUGCGCCUUUGCCAUUGCGUUUAUCAUCAGUGUCAUGUUGAUUGCUGCCAACCAGGUGCUGCGAAGCGGGAUGAAGUAGCCACAGCUGGAAGGAUGGAUGGAUGGAUGGAUGGACGGAUGGACGGAUAAUUGGAGAGAUGGACUUCCUUGAAGAACAAAUGGAGAAAACAAGCUAUACAUAUCUAUAAAUACCUAUAGCCACGAGGGCCAGGGGUGGGGUGGGGGGAAUUGUGAUUCCUCCACGGCAAGCCUCCAGCACACACACACACCCAUAAACUCACCUCCCCUCCCUCCUGUAUUUGGAGGGGGGCUCCCCCUCCUUACCAGAGAUGCUGCUGUCUUCUCUCAGCAGAUAGCAUGGUCUCCCCCUGGGGUGGGUCCAGCUCAGUCCGGCUAGGGAGUCCCUGGAACCACCCCCUCCCCACGGUGGAACUUUUAAACUCAACUUUAAAAGCAUGUCGACGUGCAUGGAGACCCCACCCCACCUCCCAAAAUCUGAGUGAUGCAAUACCGUGUGCUUUUAUAACCAGAUAUUAGACUCCUACAAAUAUAUAUAUAUAUAUAUGAAAUUAUUAUUAUUCUUAUUAUUAUAUAUAAUAUACAUAUAUAUUUAUGAUAAACUGAAUAAUCAGUUAAGCAAUACACUUGCGUCAGGAUUUUCCAAUCCGAGAUUCAGGCGCUGCAUGAACAUUAAACACUCCAAGGGCUGGACACGAAUCACUUGCUGUUUGUAUUUUCAUCCGACCUCCCCCCCUUCCCAGCAGGCCCUUUGGGGCAUCUAUGCACUUUUUUCUCCCCACCCCCUACCCUCCCCCCCAAAAAAAAAUCUGGGAGGGAGGGGCUUACUAGAGCCUGCUUUAUGUGGACCUGGGGGUUGUUCAGAUGGAGGACGCCGGCCAAAGGUUGGCUUGCUCAGAGGGGUAACCACGCUUUGGUGUGGCCUCUGCAGCCGUUCUCUUCCCCACUGCAUGUGAACGAGCUACGGCAGGCCACACCAGGCGCAAGGAAAUCCCUUCUUCCUCCUCAAGGGGGCGCUGGGCCAGAAUGUUCCAGGAGACAUAAGAGUCUCCACCUCCUUUGUGCCCUGAGCCAUCCACUCACGACGGUGUCACAUCCUGUAUAUAUAUAAAAAAAAGGUGUCCAGAGAGCACCACUGACAUCACCAACUCCGCCAUCUUUCCAGCUGCAAAUUUCCCUUCUGCUAAGCCCAGUAUAAUGUCACCCGGCUAGAGGGGAGGUCUCUUUUCCAACAGUGUUUUGUCUUGAGGUGGAGACGUCUGAGUGAUGGAGAUAUCACUGCUAUUCCUGGGCAGCCUGCCCCAGCAGUUAACUAUUUCCCCUGUUGUU
Molecule: messenger RNA, 2135 nt
Organism: Lacerta agilis (Sand lizard)
Lineage: Eukaryota; Metazoa; Chordata; Lepidosauria; Squamata; Lacertidae
Gene: CABP7
Product: calcium binding protein 7
Exons: 6
Coding region: 148-867 (239 amino acids)
Molecular function (GO): calcium ion binding
Source: RefSeq, a predicted model, not a curated record